UGCACCGCUGCAACAGGCUCGUCGGCAGACGCCGCCACCGCACCACCACAAUCCGCAGCAGCAGCUACGGAGGGUUUGCGCCUCCGCAAGAGAAACAUCACCGUCGCGGUGACAACCGAUGACGCCACCGCCGUACCUGCAACGACAACAGCAAGUUUCUGCUGCUCCGGAUUUAGUUUUUUCACGACACUCAUGCUUGGAUUGCACCUGCUACUCUCGAGCCCUAGAAGCCAAGUAGGGCAGAAGCGGAACAGUUCCAAAGCCACGGCAAUGAGAGAAUCAAAACAGAUAAAUCCCACACAAUUUUAG
Messenger RNA from Trypanosoma grayi, 309 nucleotides. RefSeq lists its product as hypothetical. Lineage: Eukaryota; Euglenozoa; Kinetoplastea; Trypanosomatida; Trypanosomatidae. The transcript has a single exon. The annotation marks the transcript as partial. The record is from RefSeq and is a predicted model, not a curated record.